CACCCGCGGGCCUGGUGGGCCCUGCUGAGCGGCAGAGGGCUACCGCAGAGUGGCUCUGGCCCGCGGCUACCGGUCCUCGGACUCUGGCGGCCGCGGCUGGCCUCCAGGCACCCGUUACUGGCGGUUCCCCGAGGCCUGCGACUGAUUUUCUGGAGCCCAAGAUCAGAAAUUGGAUUUUUAUGGACACAGUGACCCUACUGAACCUCUCCUCUUUAAACGCCCUGAGCUCUGAUUUUGACCAAACUUCAGAAUACAGAACACCAAACUGCAAUCAGUAUAAAUUACCAGGAUGUCCCAGAGACUUUAGUCCCGUGUGUGGAAGCGACAUGUCCACUUAUCCUAACGAGUGUACUCUGUGCAUGAAAAUCAGGGAAGGUGGUCAGGACAUUAAAAUAAUCCGGAGUGGACCGUGUUGAUGGAACAGUUCAUAGAAGAGAACUUGGAGAAACCACCUUCAACAGUAUGCUAGAUGAAUUCCAUUUUCUCUUUUUCUCUUUCCUAUGUUCCUUUGCAUAGGAUUUGUUAGCCCACAUUUUCUGAGAGGAGGUGUGGAAGAAAGCUAUGUGCAGUGCUUGAUAAUUAAAACAAAC
Messenger RNA from Suricata suricatta (meerkat), 590 nucleotides. RefSeq names its product serine peptidase inhibitor, Kazal type 2 (gene SPINK2). Gene Ontology annotation, molecular function: protein binding; serine-type endopeptidase inhibitor activity. The transcript is spliced from 5 exons. The coding region runs from base 180 to 416 and encodes 78 amino acids. Lineage: Eukaryota; Metazoa; Chordata; Mammalia; Carnivora; Herpestidae. Gene Ontology annotation, biological process: spermatid development; negative regulation of serine-type endopeptidase activity. The record is from RefSeq and is a predicted model, not a curated record.